Messenger RNA from Nelumbo nucifera (sacred lotus), 935 nucleotides. Its product is annotated as HVA22-like protein a. Lineage: Eukaryota; Viridiplantae; Streptophyta; Magnoliopsida; Proteales; Nelumbonaceae. The record is from RefSeq and is a predicted model, not a curated record.
UUAAUUCUCUGGGGUUGGGUGCGGUGGUUCACCGAAGCUCUGUAACGCUGCUUUUCAAACACCCUUGCACACUUAAGGCCUAGCGUUACCUUCCCAUCAACUUACAAAGAAUCUCCUGCUGUUACCCAGAUUUUGAAACUAGCCAGAGGAGAAAAUAACUUCGGAAAAAAAUCACAAAUUUAAGAUGGGAUCUGGGAGUUUUCUCAAGGUGGUGGCCAAGAACUUCGACGUUCUUGCCGGACCUCUGAUUACUCUGGUGUAUCCUCUAUACGCCUCAAUUAGAGCAAUAGAAUCCAAGUCCCGUCUCGAUGAUCAGCAGUGGCUCACUUAUUGGAUUCUUUAUUCUAUGAUUACUCUCUUUGAGCUUACCUUCGCAAAGGUCAUAGAAUGGCUCCCCUUUUGGCCUUAUGCAAAACUGAUUGUCACCUGCUGGUUGGUCUUGCCAUACUUCAGUGGGGCUGCUUAUGUUUAUGAGCAUUUUGUUAGGCCUUUCUUUGUAAACCGGCAGACAGUUAACAUCUGGUAUAUCCCAAGGAAGAAGGAUGUCUUCAGUAAGCCAGAUGACAUUCUUACUGCUGCAGAGAAAUACAUUGCAGAGAAUGGACCAGAAGAAUUUGAGAAGUUAAUUCACAGGGCUGACAGAGAAACAACAUCAAGAAGGAAUGACAAUUACAUGAUCUUUGACGAUGACAACAGGUAUUGAGCAUUGUAAUUUCGUAUACACUGUCUUCAUGAAGAGUAACUAAAGGUGAGACAAAAUACACCUCUAGUCUCUAGCUGAGUUGCGUCUCUGGUCGAUGGCCAUCGUUGUUCAAUAUUGUUUAUAUUGAAAGAUAACUCCUGUUUAUAUGAUACACAUGUAAUUAUGUGGUUUGCUACUCUUUACCUUUCAGAGAUGAAGAUUAAUUUUUAUUUUCUUUUUAUUUUGAUGGCGA